UUAGUCGGCGCAACGCUGACGUCAUUUGUGCGACGGGUUUUCUGGGGAAACAACAGCCAUGGCGGAUGUUAUGAAUGUCGGUGUGAAUUUAGAAGCUUUUUCUCAAGCGAUCAACGCCAUCCAGGCGCUUAGAUCGAGUGUAACCAGAGUGUUUGACUCACUGAAGGAUGGAAUGAAGAAUAAGGAAACGCUUGAAGGACGAGAAAAGGUGUUUAUUACGGAAUUUCAGGACAACCUGCAGGCGGUGAAUCGUGACUUGACUGAGUUGGAGCGUCUGAGCAAUCUGGUCGGCAGGCCGUCAGAGAGUCACCCGUUACACAACAGCGGCCUUCUGAGCUUAGACCCGGUUCAGGACAAAACCCCUCUGUACAGCCAGCUUCUACAGGCUUACAAAUGGUCCAACAAGUUACAGUAUCACGCAGGCUUGGCGUCCAGCCUCUUAAACCAGCAGUCCCUCAAGCGCUCAGCCAAUCAGAUUGGGGCAUCAGCGAAGAGGAGGCCGAAGGUCCAGCCCAGCACCCUCGUACUGCCCAUUCAGUACGUGGAUGACGUGAUCUCUAGGAUUGGCCGUAUGUUUCCAGACAUGUCUAUUGAGCUCUUCCGGCCCAACGGGACAUCAGCUGUGCUUCUGGUGACCCUGGGAAAGGUGCUUAAAGCCAUUGUGGUGAUGAGGAGCCUGUUCAUCGACCGCACCAUCGUCAGAGGAUACCACGAGAACGUGUAUUCCGAGGACGGCAAGCUGGAUAUCUGGUCAAAGUCCAACUAUCAAGUAUUUCAAAAGGUGACGGACCAUGCCACCACAGCCCUGCUGCACUACCAGCUGCCCCAGAUGCCAGAUGUGGUGGUGCGCUCCUUCAUGACCUGGCUCAGGAGUUACAUCAAGCUUUUCCAGACACCAUGUCAGCGCUGUGGUAAGUUUCUACAAGACGGCUUGCCUCCCACCUGGAGAGAUUUCCGUACCCUCGAGGCCUUCCAUGAUACCUGCAGGCAGUGAAUCUACAAAUUCUAGAGGAGUCAUGACACCCACUGGACGAGGGAUGAACAAAUACCAAGCAUGUGUGUCUAUGACCCUGCUUGUAUUGAAAGACUUUUGAAACCACAAGUUGCAUCUAAUGGGCCAAAUGGAAAGACUUCAAUAGUCAGGGCUGGUCAUGACCAACAGGUUAGAUGUACAUAGGUAUGCCAACGACACACUUGUAUGCAGGCUCUGGAUAGUAAAGGCAGAUCUGUAUUCUAAACAUUUUGUGAAAGACUUUUUUUUUAUUUUUAUUUUUUGUUUAAUUGCAGUUUUGUCCCAGUAGCUGUCCAGUCCCAGGUUUCACUGGAGAAAAGUCAGCUGAGAUGCUUGCUAUUGCCAGUAAACAUUAACUUCCUGUGCUCAUAUCUAGUGUUUCAAACUUCCAUAAACUUGUGUCCUACUUAGUUUUCGCUUAGCUUUUUUUUACCUUAAAAAAAAAAUGCUUCGGUGAAGCACUCCAAAGCAAAAGUCAUGCAGCACCGGUUUUUGUUGUUAUUGUUUGUGAGCUUUUUUGUAGUCUCGUUUAUAAAGAGAAAAUGUUCAAUAUUUCAUGAGUCACUCAAAGCAGGAAUGUUUUUUCUUCUUCUUUUUUUUUUUUUUUUUUUUUUUUUAAAUAAAACAGUCAACUGCUACAACUAGGUCAUAACUUCACAUGUAGCCUAUUCUAUGAACACAACAUGUUUUGUGAUUGGACAGGAAUUGCUUGUUGGGUGUUUUUUUCCCUUUUGUAUUCCAGUUUUGAUGUAAUAAAACCUUUUUUUCCCCAUUC
Molecule: messenger RNA, 1787 nt
Organism: Pangasianodon hypophthalmus (striped catfish)
Lineage: Eukaryota; Metazoa; Chordata; Actinopteri; Siluriformes; Pangasiidae
Gene: med27
Product: mediator complex subunit 27
Exons: 8
Coding region: 59-994 (311 amino acids)
Biological process (GO): regulation of transcription by RNA polymerase II
Cellular component (GO): mediator complex
Molecular function (GO): transcription coactivator activity
Source: RefSeq, a predicted model, not a curated record